Messenger RNA from Diceros bicornis minor, 4466 nucleotides. It is a transcript of the gene MISFA, whose product is annotated as mitochondrial sheath formation associated. The transcript has 4 exons. Bases 2456 to 2635 code for a protein of 59 amino acids. The record is from RefSeq and is a predicted model, not a curated record. Lineage: Eukaryota; Metazoa; Chordata; Mammalia; Perissodactyla; Rhinocerotidae.
ACAAAUGACGGAGAUGAGAGAUUUGCAAACGGGGUCCUUAAAAUGUGUAUUAUCAGUCUUAUAAAUAUGCUCAAGGGUAUAAAGGAAAGCAUGAACAUGAUGUGGAGAAAAAUGAAAGACAUAAUGAAAAAGACAAAUUGAACUUGUGGAGAUGAAAAAUAUAACAUCGAUGAGAAAUAACACUGGGAUUAACAGAAGCUUAGACACUAUGGAGGAAGAUGAGUGAACUUGAAAAAGACAGCAAUGGAAACUGCCCAAAAUGAAACACAAGGAGAAACAAAAACUGAAAAAGUGAACAGAACACUAGCAAGCUAUGGGACACGUCACACUGGUUACUGGUCUAACACAUGUAAUGGAGAUCGCAGGAGGCAAAAGGGGGACAGAAACAAUAUUUGAAGAAAUAAUAGCCAAACAUUUUUCCAAUUUGAUGAAAACCAUAAACCCACAGAUCCAAGAAGCUCAUCGAACCCCUGGUACAAGGAACAUGCAGAAAAUUACACAAAGCCACAUCAGAAUAAAAUUGCUGAAAACUAGUGAUAAAGAGAAAAAGUUUUAUACAAGUACUUACCAUAUGAUCCAGCAAUCCCCCUCCUGGGUAUUUACCCUAGAGAAAUUAAAACUUAUGUUCACACGAAAAACUACGCAAAUAUUUAUAACAUCUCUAUUCAUAAUAACCCCAAACUGGAAACAACCCAAGUGUUCUUUGACAGGUAAACUGAUAAACUGGUCUGUCCCCAUGGUGGAAUACUAUUCAAUGAAACAGAACAAACUCCCAGGCAACAUAGGUGGAUCUCGAAAGCAUUAUGCUAAGUGAAAGAAGCUUGUGAUUCCAUUUACACGAAGUUCUAGAGAAUGCAAAAGCAGAUCAAUGGUUUCCAGGGGCCAGGGGUCUCAGGGGGAGGGGAUUGAUUGCAAAGGGAACUUUUUUUUGAGAUGAUCAAAAUUUUUUCUAUCCUGAUUGUGGUGGUAGUUACAGGAUUGACAUAUUUUUCAAAACUCAUCAACUCUACCCUAAAAAUGAGUGAAUUUUAUCAUAUGUAAUUUAUACCUCAGUAAAGCUUAUUAUUAAAAACAAAAAAAGGAAUGUAUUUAUAUUUUUUAUCAAUUGACCCAGUAGGAUGUCCACGAUGUAUUGUUACAGGAGAAAAGUAGGUUGUACAGUAGCAUAUGUAGUAUGAUCACCAUUAAUAAAGCAACACUGGGGAAAACCCUCUACACCCCUCUGUAUGUGUACUGAUGUUUGCAAGCUCAUGGAGAGGUCUCUGGCGGAAGGAUACAUGCCAGGCUGGUAGCAUUGGUUACAUCAUGGGGAUGGGAAUUGAGGGGAGAAAGAAGAGGAAACUCAAGGUUUUCUUUAUACAUCUUUGGAUGGUUUCAUUGUUUACAGUGAGCACCUAUUAUUUUUAUAAUUUAAAAAAUAAUGAAAAUAAAGAGGAUAUUAAAAUAAUAAAUAGGGAGAUGUAUAUGUAGAAAGAACUCUGGUAGAGGGCGGGGUCCACUGUGUCAGUGCAGGGAGGUCAAAGGGAUCAAGAUGAGGUCAUUAGACUGAACAGAAAGGAGACCUCUGGUUGCUUCUGAGAACAUCUGAGUAGUGGGGCGGGGGAGGGGCCAGAAGUCAGAAUGUGAUGCGUGGGAGAAAGGAGUAGAUUGGAAAGGAAAGCUUUGAGUAUGGACCACUUGUUUAGGAAGUUUGGUCAUAAAAGGAAAUUAAGAAAUGAGACAGUUAGGAAGGGAGUCACAGCAUCAGUUGGAGGUUUUUGUGAGGAGAGGACAAGAAUGCUUGUGGCUUCUUGAAGGCCAAGAAAAGAGAACCAGUGGAGAGGAACUGAGCAAAGGUGUUGGAGAGUGGUAUAAAACCGUGGUGGAAGAGCCCUUGAGAUGGGAGGGGAGGGGUUGCACGGACAGAAAUAAAGAGGGUAUCUCAUUUCCCUAGGAUUCAGUGUGUUUCAUUCACAGCUGUAAUAGACGUAGGAAUACACCUUUCCCAAUGCCUGUCUCUGGUCUAAAUUGCCCAGCUUGCUAACAGGCAGCUGGCCCCAAGUCCUGGCCCCGAUCUGGAGCAUCAGCUGUGUGACCUAGUGCAGGUCACUUAGGCUCUCUAAGCCUUAGUUUCCUCUUUAGUAAAAUGGGUUUGAUAAUCGUACCUACCUCAUGUUGUUACUGUGAGAUAAUGCAUACAAAGAGCUUAGUUUGCUGCUCAGCUACUGGUCAGAUACUGCUCAGCAGUAUCUCUGCCAUAUUGUGAGUCUGGGCCAUGUGACCAGUGACGUCACAAUGCCCCAUUAGACUCCAACUGUUCCACUAGGGAGUUGCGGGUCCUUUGGAACCAAGGACUGGAACUGACAUGCGAGACCUCUACCAACUGAGGGUUUCAUGAGCAUACUCCUUUGCCAAGAUCUUGGUGAAUAGCCUUUCACUGUGCAAUUGUGUCUUAGAAAUUGUUUUAUUUGUUAUCAUGAUCGUGCUUGGCUGGAUGCUUUUUGUUGGACUUGCAUGUUACAUGGGCACGUUUCCGGAGUUCAUGCCUCCCACUCUGAAGUGGAAGGAGAGGUGGCCUGUUCAGGAGAGCAAGGCACGACGGAGGAGCUGGGCUGUGGAUGAAGAUCUGCAACUGAACAAUGUGGAAGGGAUUUAAGUAUCCCCCAGGAGGGACUCCAGUGGAAAUAAGCAAAGAUGAUCCUGGUGAAGUAAUGCAGCUCUGAAGCUCACUUGACCAGCUGUACUGUUCCUGUUGUUGGUUUCACAUAAAGUAAUUGCACAUUGUUUUGUCACAUUUUAUGUAAAAAGUUACUGAACUUUUUUAAGAUGGAUGAAGACUUGGUAUUCUCUUAGCUCAAAACAGGGAGAUGGAGGGUGGGGAGGUAGUCAAGGUGGGUGGGAGUGAUUGGGUCCCCUCUGUUUCAGUCUCUAAGACUGGCAUUAAGACAAAGGUACCUGGUUCAAUUUGUUCCCCGUUCUGUUUCCUGAAGGAUGGAAAUUCUCUAGAGCUCUUUAGACCUAUUUCUCCAAGUAAUGCCUUUCUUCUGAGUCCAGGGGUGAAAAAGUGUUACAGAAAGGGUUAGAGAUUGCAGCAACUUUAAGCCUGUUCUUUGGGGAUAUUUCUCUGUGGCCUCUUCUCAGCUGUGGUGAAAAACUCGAAGCUUGCACUGUGUGAAGAAAGGACCUCAUUUUAAUAUUACUUGCUAGAUACUAAAUUAUACAUUAUUUUCAUCCUUACAAUAACCUUCUGAGCUGGGUACUAGCCUCAUUUUACAAAACGGCAUGAAUGAAGUUGAGAACCUUAAGAACCGUACCACCCAACACCACUCUGGGUUGCAGAGUCAAGAUUAAGAACCAGGACUUCUUGGCACACUUUUAUGUGCCAAGGAAAAGAGCCAAACAAGAGAGACUGGGAUAUCCAAGAUCUUGGCUGCCUCUUGGCUCAAAUGUCUCUCUCACCUGAAUAGCCAUGUUGCCGGAUGAGUUUAGGAGCAACUGCUGCUAACACAGGCAGCAUGUGGAGCAACAGAAGCAAACUGCUCAGCCUCAAUGUGAGACAGUUUGAGUGUAUGAGACCAAGGACGGGAACCUAAGUAUAAGACCCAGGCAAUGAAUCUGGGUGUCUGAGCCUGAGGAUAUUCCUAAUAAGCCCUCCAAAGGUGGUUGGGAACUUUCUGACCCUAAAAGAGAGAGGAAAAACAAACAAACAAAAAAAACACAGGAGCCAAUACUUUUAAAAUAAACGUUCUCAUUCUGUGUCUGCUUGGGGGUGACUGAUAGCUGCGUUGUUCAGAAGUGCACCCUUACCAGCAAAGGAGCUCUUUUGGUUAUGUAGACAGCGUCUUGUUGAUGACUAUUUGGUAUAUGUUUGUUAAACUAUUUGUAAAUGGCUCUAUGCACUGAAUGGAUUACCCUUUUUAUUUUUUAUGGAAAGCAAAGUGAAUUCAAAAUCACAAGCAAAACUGUAAUUUCUGAAUCUAGGAUACUAGCAUCUCUUAAGAUACCUCUUAUAUGACCUAAACUCAACACAUUCCAUUAAGUGCCUACAUUCUCUGGCUGCAGGGCUGUGCCCACUUGCCUCAUAGAUAUUCCUAAGGACUCAUCUUCUCAGCCAUUCCAGGCUCUUUUUAUUAUAGGGGAUCAGAACCUGCUCAUUUUCUUGACAAGAAGAACUAUAUACCCAGUUGUUCUUCCCUCCAGUUCCCUGAGUAUACCACCAAAUAAUUCUCCUAACUUGGGGGUCUGAUAGCAGAACAGUUCUCUAAGGUGGAGAGGGUAGGUAUCAGUGAUAGGGGCUGAGCAGAUGUGAACGUGUCAGGGAUGACAGACAGAGGUGUGUGUGUAAGGAGGCAAACCCCAUCUCUGAAGUCGGAUGAGUCUACUGGGGUUUCUAGCUGGAAAGAUGUUCAGGGUGAUGAAAUAAGGAAUAUCUGGGCCGGCCCCGUGGCUUAGCGGUUAGGUGCACAGGCUCUGCUGCUGGCGGCCCG